GCGGAGGAAUCGCACUGACGCUUCACUAUGGCUCUGAGGCGCGCGUUUGUGUUCAGUAUAUGGAUUAUUACGGUGAUAUGGACCGCCGCGCGCGUGGACGCGAGGAAAGCGGACGAGUUCUUCAGCGGGAGCGUUUACCGUGCGAGAUGCGCGUCGCGAUGUCUCAGCUUGCACAUCACGCGCAUUUCUGCUGUUUUCAAACAAUUCCAGAGCAAUGGAUCAUUGGUGUGGUGUCAGAAUCAUAAGCAGUGCUCAAAGUGUCUGGAACCUUGCAGGGCAUCAUGGGACCUGAAGGAUAACCAGUGUCAGGACUUGUGUGAGAAUCUCUUUCCAAAGAAGCACUAUGAAUGUCUGACGAGUUGUGAGUUUCUUCGGUCUGUUGAGACGAUGAAACAAGGGGACUGUCCAGCGUCAGAGCGAGCGAGCGGUUUCGCAGCGGCCUGCGUUGAGAGCUGUGAUGCGGAUGCAGAAUGUUCUGCUCUGAAGAAGUGCUGCUCCAACGGCUGUGGACACACCUGUCAGAACCCAAAGAACCUCUAUAAAGGAGCUCCAUUAAAACCGAGGAAAGAGUUGUUGUUUUUGGAGCAGGCUUCAGGACAGCUGGAGAUCCGCUGGUCAUCUAGAUUUAACAUAUCAGUGGAGCCCGUGCUGUAUGUGCUUCAGCGGCGAUGGAACUUCGGCAUCCACCCCAGUGAAGACGACGCCACCCAGUGGCACGAUGUCACACAGAUCUCUGAAGAGCGCAUCCUGUUGACGGACAUCAGGCCAGGCAGGUGGUACCAGUUCCGUGUGGCGGCGGUCAACAUUCACGGCACGCGUGGAUUCACUCCCCCCAGCAAACACUUCCGGUCUUCUAGAGAUCCGUCUCCACCUCCCGCCCCAUCUGGACUGAGGAUGACUAACAUCACUGUGGGUCAGGACGGUCUGCUGACGGGUCAACUCAACUGGACUCUUUCUGCGGAGCCUGACAUCCCCGUCCAUCACUAUAAAGUGUUGUGGAGCUGGACCGUCCCAGGAACCUCACCGGUGCCUGCCAAGAGAAAGGGUAGAAAAACUGCGAGUGGGGCCAGACGUUCUGUAGAUCUGGAGGGUCUUCUGUCCAACUGCAGUUACACUGUGGAGGUUCAGGCCAUCAGCUACUGGGGUCAAGUGAGACUGAAGAGUGUUAAAGCAUCCGUUCACUUCAACACACUGGACAACAGUGAGUCAAAGUCAGUAUUUAAGGUGAGGAAAGGGGAGUUCCCUGCCAUCGGUCCUGUGUCUGUGAAAAGACCAUCAAGCGCUCUUGAAGUCGGCACACCGUAUUACCAGGACGGACAGCUACAGAUCCGCAUCUACUGGAAGAAAAGAGCAGAGCCAUUCGUGAAUCGUUACCAUGUUCAGUGGACGCCCGAAAACUGCAGCCACAACCGGAGCAGAGGACCAGAGAAAUCAGUCACUCAGGAGAACUACAUAAAUCUACCACAUCUGCUGUUCUCCUGUAAGUACAGAGUGACCGUUCACACACUGAAUGCCAGACGAAGAUCUAAAGACGAGAGCACCACCUUCAUAAUGCCGUCCUGCGCGACACUCAGGAGUAAGAGCCUGAAACCCAUCGCCUGUCCCGGAGACCCGACUCCAUCAAAAGUUUUGGCAAAGCCUGAAAAUCUGACCGCGGCGUUCACCUUCCAUGGUGGCAACGUGACGGCUCAUUUCCUCUGGAGGGUGUCGCGUCUCCAACCACAUCAGCCAAUCACAGGUUUCCAGGUCACAUGGGCAGAGAUUACCACAGAAAGCCGCCAGAACAGUCUGCCAAACAGCAUCAUUUCACAGUCACAGAUUCUGCCACCUGAUCAUAAUCUGCUGGUGGUGUCAAACCUUCGAGCGGCUUCGUUCUACAGGUUAGAGGUUCAGGUGAUCACGACCGCUGGAGAAGGUCCUGCGACAAUGAAGAUCUUCCAGACGCCGAACCGACCGCCGCUACAACAAAAAUCUCGACAUCAUCAUCAGCAGCACCCACAGAAGUCUGCCUUCGAGAAGCACUGAUCACGCCAGAAACACGGCAAACUUUUAACCAACGCUCUCGUCACGAAAACUGUUCGUCUGAUCAUCUGCAAACGUCUGAGCUUCAUUCUCUCUUGAUGAAGUUCUCCACAGCUUUCCUCUGUGAACGUGCACUUGCAAAGCAUUUAAGACGGUUAAAGUCAGAGCGACGUGUGUGAACUAUGAAUGUAAGUUGCUUUCUGUUGGACGAACGGGAAGAAACUGAAAUUCAACCAUUAGAUUUGUGAUCUGUGUGAACUGAAUGCUAUUACGGGCAGUAUGGGCGAUUUAUAUAUUGUUGAAAGUACGUCACAGUAUAGUUAUGUUUGCUGGGUAAUCAGUAAAAAUGCUUUAUAUUUUAAGAACCAUAUGAUGAUGCUAUUUCGAGAGAAUGCAGUUAAUUAGAUACAAACAUACGAUUAUACAACACAAAAGAAGCUCGUCCACGGCAACUAAGAUGAUGCAUUUAGAAGAUCUCCGAUCAUCUUAUUAAUAUGUGAGCAAUACUCAAUUAUAUGAUUAACAGAGUUGUUUUACUCAUUCAAAUAUAACGGUUCUUGGCUGUAGAGGUGUUUGUCGUGGAAUGUUAAUAUUUAUUUAUGUGUGUGCGACGCUUCAUUUGUUUGUGUGCGAGAAUGUGUUUUUCCAUGUAUUAGCAAGUCCAUAUUUUUGAAACUUCCUGUAAAGACAAUGUAAAAAAAACAAAACAAAUUGUACAUAAUAUAGUCUGUAUGUUCUGUCAUUUCCAUGAAUAGGACCUGUACAUACUUUGAAGUAAUAAAAUAAUCCCUUUUCUUCGUUGCCUGAUCUGUAGUCCUGUGUUUGUGUGUUGUGUCCCGUCAAGGAACGGGAUCAUUGUGGAAUUCA
Xyrauchen texanus (razorback sucker) is the source of this 2889-nucleotide messenger RNA. It is a transcript of the gene anos1, whose product is annotated as anosmin-1. The record is from RefSeq and is a predicted model, not a curated record. Gene Ontology annotation, cellular component: cell surface; extracellular region. Lineage: Eukaryota; Metazoa; Chordata; Actinopteri; Cypriniformes; Catostomidae. Gene Ontology annotation, molecular function: peptidase inhibitor activity; protein binding. The transcript is spliced from 14 exons. Bases 28 to 2025 code for a protein of 665 amino acids. Gene Ontology annotation, biological process: neuron differentiation.